This is a messenger RNA of Ilex paraguariensis (yerba mate), 417 nucleotides long. NCBI's taxonomy places the organism in Eukaryota, Viridiplantae, Streptophyta, Magnoliopsida, Aquifoliales, Aquifoliaceae. The record is from the annotation of a GenBank genome assembly.
AUGGAUGUAGGUGCUAUGGAUCCAGUUUUGAAUCCAAAAUAUGUUGAGGAAGAGGUUCCUAAUGUUUCUACUCAGAAGGACAAACAAGUUUUUGAGGUACAAAUGGUGGAUCAAGGGCAAGAGAAAUUAGUUAAGGGUUCAAGUGGGACACCACAAAGUCAUGCUACAGUAGGAAAAGAGGUCUUUCAGGGAAAGGGUAGGGGUUUGCAACACCAUGAUCUAAUCAACAGCGUAGGGGAAUCUUCAGAGGUCAAUCAGGAGGUGAUGUCCACUAUAUCUAGUGUGGUAAAGUGGGACACUAUGCUUAAGAUUGCUCUACAUAUGGAGAUGACAUUCAUAGAUGCUAUAAUUACGGACAACCAAGACAUGUUCGAUGGAAUUGUCCUCAGAAUACAACAACUACUUAUUCAAGAGUGA